CUACAGACUGAUGCAGCUGCAUCGGAUCAGGUCCAAUCAGACAAUGGACCCUUUCGUAUUAAUGUUCUGGAAGGAAAAACAGUCACUCUGGAUUCUGGACUACAGAAACUAGAGAAAGACCACGACGUCAUGUGGACACAGGGUCAAGAUUUUUCUGGGGAUCAGAUCGCUCAGUGGAAAGCUUCUAUAGUCACAAUCAGUGAAAGCUACCAAGAUAUUCUGCAUCUGAAUCCAACCACUGGAGACCUCGUCUUCCUCAGAGUCACAAAAAGCCUGACGGGGUUUUAUUGUGUGAAGAUUUGGAAGGGCAGCGAGCCUCAUGUUCUGAGACAAUAUUACCUGCCCGUCUACGAAACCGUUUCUGUUCCAAACAUCACAGCAGAGCCGACCAGCGAUGGGACCUGCUACGUCAGCUGUUCUGUGGAGAAUGGACCGGAUGUAACCCUGACUUGGUACCAAGGAGAGAAACAAAUAAGCCAGACAAGCAACAACAACAUCUCCAUCAGUCCCACCCUCCUUUUGGAGAUUAACAGAGAGAAUAAAUCCAGCUACACCUGUGAGGCAAAUAACCCCAUCAGUACUGAAACCACCUCCAUCAACUCCACCCAGCUGUGUCCACCUCAUGGAUCAGGUACGCUUAGUUCAGUCUGAUGGAGACUAGUUCUUCCUGUUAGCAGCUCGUCUCCAUCGGUGUGGAAGGAUGGUGAGGAUUUCUACUUCCAGUUUAUGGAACAGGGAGCGUGUACAGCAGCACGGAUCACAGAAAAAACACUUUGUACCAGAUUGACGCUGAUUUCCAUCUGCAGUCCCUGAAACACACAGAAAUACAUCACACUUAGAAAAUACAAAGCACAUACACAGAGAAUAGUAGAAACAGACAUUCUUUGGUAAAAUAGUAGAGAAAAUGGGA
Melanotaenia boesemani (Boeseman's rainbowfish) is the source of this 910-nucleotide messenger RNA. RefSeq names its product SLAM family member 5-like. The transcript has 3 exons. Lineage: Eukaryota; Metazoa; Chordata; Actinopteri; Atheriniformes; Melanotaeniidae. The record is from RefSeq and is a predicted model, not a curated record. The coding region runs from base 130 to 651 and encodes 173 amino acids.